Molecule: messenger RNA, 657 nt
Organism: Suricata suricatta (meerkat)
Lineage: Eukaryota; Metazoa; Chordata; Mammalia; Carnivora; Herpestidae
Product: seminal plasma acrosin inhibitor A1-like
Exons: 5
Coding region: 97-369 (90 amino acids)
Molecular function (GO): protein binding
Source: RefSeq, a predicted model, not a curated record
UCAGCCCAGUGAAGGUAGUUGAGAAGGAAAGGCAGAGUCCCUGUUGCCUGCACAGACCCCAUUCUCCGCUGUCUUCUCUGUGUCAGACUUGGUAAAAUGUCUUUCUUGUUGAUAUGGAUCAAAGCUAUUUUUAUCACUGUCUUGGCAUUUCCUCAUUAUUCUGAAGCCGGUUUUGAACCUCCAGAACCUAAUUCAUUCCAACCGAAUUGUAUUAAGUAUAUAUCUCAAGUAAAUGAUUGCAAAGGUGAAAUGGAUCCAAUCUGUGGAACCAAUGGCCGUACUUAUCCCAAUAUAUGCGUUUUCUGCAGUGAACUAUUUGCAGCUAGUGGAGCGUUUACUUUUAGUCAUUACGGUAAAUGCGCUGCCUGAGCUACGCAUUCCAAUGCCUUUUAUUAUGAACCAAUUUUGUGGUAGAUUCUACAAUCAAUUAAAUUUCCUCAGUCAGCAUUUGAAUUUCCUAGAUAAUCAGACAAAGACUCCUAUGGUAUACAAGAUGGGAUACAGGAUGUCGAAAAAUUUUUCUACUGGCCUAUGAUUGAAAAGUUUUUCUUCUCUAUGUUCAAUUAUUCAGUGUCACUUGAAAAGCUACCUUAAUUUUGUGUUUCUUAACAUAAAACUUAAUGUAAUUUAAAAUAAUAAAUGUUUCAAUCAAUACAA